GGACGAAACAGUUUAUCCGGAUUCUUGCUGCACCAAUAAUCACAAUGCUGAGACCAAAAAUGUUCACCCGCGUUCGCCGCUUGGCGGCCCUUCGGGUCCUGGCCCAAGCGUUGCCACGUCGAUGCACCUCUCCCGCCGUGGUUGAAGCGAUCUCCUUCUCCAUGAUGACGAAGUCUAUUCCACACGCAUGCCAUCGACCUAGCACGAAGUUGGGGUGGCAACAGGCGUUUCGGUCGUUUUCGACGACUACACCACCGUCCGAUCCUCCGUCGUCUGGCUCGGACAUUCCAGGCGCCACACUCACGUCCGGCGACAAGUUCGUCAUGGUGUAUACGUGCACUGUAUGCGACACCCGUGCCGCCAAAACCAUCAGCAAGCAUGCGUACUACAACGGCGUCGUCCUCAUUCGGUGCCCGACGUGUCAGAACUUGCACUUGAUCGCAGAUCGCCUCGGGUGGUUUGAGGACGGUGGAUACGACGUCCAAGAAGUGCUGGCGGCAAAAGGCGGCAAUGCGCGCAUCGUCACGCACGACAACAUCCUCGAACUCACGGAAGCAGACGUCCUUGGCACCCCGGCCACUGAUUCCUCACCUCCGCCAUCUUCCUCGUCCGGCUCGUCGUCCUAACGUCAACAACAUGCUUCCUCUUCUUCAAUUCUGCUUCCAACUCGACCUAACAUGUAAAUUAAUCAAGGGUACACACAGAGUGUAUGUAUACUCUAUUGUCAAA
Molecule: messenger RNA, 729 nt
Organism: Aphanomyces astaci
Lineage: Eukaryota; Oomycota; Saprolegniomycetes; Saprolegniales; Verrucalvaceae
Exons: 2
Coding region: 45-626 (193 amino acids)
Biological process (GO): protein import into mitochondrial matrix; protein stabilization; protein folding
Cellular component (GO): mitochondrion
Molecular function (GO): zinc ion binding; protein-folding chaperone binding
Source: RefSeq, a predicted model, not a curated record